AUGGGCAUCCAUUAUAUACCGUGCAUAAAUAGCAUAUACUCUGAAAUGGCGCUUCUCUCCCUUUCCAUGCUAUACAUGGAGGCAUGUCUCCGCGAGCCUGUCCCUACUCCAACCUGGGUUCUAGCCCCGGUGUUGGAAAUCCCAUAUCCCUUUCCUGGGCCAUCUAUCUAUAGCGACGUACCUGCUCUUCCCCUGACUAUAAACGGUGUUCCUAUCCGCGCCCAGUAUAUCUUCGACGAUGAGCCAUCUCCAGUGGCAGGGCAUGAGGCGGAUCGCACUCCCCUAUCCUAUCUCCGAUACAAAUAA
Messenger RNA from Monascus purpureus, 306 nucleotides. Lineage: Eukaryota; Fungi; Ascomycota; Eurotiomycetes; Eurotiales; Aspergillaceae. The record is from the annotation of a GenBank genome assembly.